Molecule: messenger RNA, 1440 nt
Organism: Linum tenue
Lineage: Eukaryota; Viridiplantae; Streptophyta; Magnoliopsida; Malpighiales; Linaceae
Source: the annotation of a GenBank genome assembly
AGUAAAACCUAGGGCCCUACAAGUUCACAUCUCUGUGAAAGAAAUAGGCUCCAAUACUCCUCUGUAGGUUUCUAAAUGAAGAAGACGACUGAGAAACGCAUCCCUUCUACAUUCUCCAAACCAUUGUGGUGUAAGAGAUUGGAGGAACAAUGUAGGACUGCAAGUCUGCAACUGCAAAAGAAAAGAGGGGCACUCAGCCUAGCACAAGGCCAACUUCAUGGUAUUUGGGCCAGGCCUACAAUUCCAAUUGGGUCAUAUCGUUAGGCCCGAGCUUAAAGCCCAAAGGGGCGUUCUUAUGAGGGCGUUUUAAGCCCCAAUUGGAUGUAUCUAUCUACUAUCUAGGGCGUGGAUAAAUCCGAGGGCCGCAGUCACGUCAUAUAUAAUCCCGACUUUCUCGUCCAUUUGCCGAAAAACCCUACCUGCCGCAGAUCUACACAGCAGACCACAACCAGUCGAUUAGGGUUUUCGGAUCUCCAUUUCUCGAACCUGCAAUCAUGGCGGAUGUGGAGGCAGAGGUUGCUGUCGCUGAACAGCCGAAGAAGAGAACGUUCAAGAAGUUCAGCUUCCGAGGUGUGGAUUUGGAUUCUCUUCUCGAUAUGUCAACUGAUGAUCUCGUGAAGCUCUUCACUGCUCGUGCUCGCAGAAGGUUCCAGAGAGGUCUGACCAGGAAGCCUAUGGCUUUGAUCAAGAAGCUGCGCAAGGCGAAAAGGGAGGCACCAGCAGGUGAGAAGCCAGAGCCAGUGAGGACCCACCUCCGCAACAUGAUCAUUGUCCCCGAGAUGAUCGGAAGCGUCAUUGGCGUGUACAAUGGCAAGACCUUCAACCAAGUCGAAAUCAAGCCUGAGAUGAUUGGUCACUACCUGGCUGAAUUCUCCAUCUCGUACAAGCCUGUGAAGCAUGGUAGGCCUGGUAUUGGUGCUACUCACUCUUCGAGAUUCAUCCCUCUCAAGUGAAGCGUUUGGUUUUUGUUACAUGUUGUCAGUGCUCAAGUCUGUUGUUGUUUGCCAAGACGAUCUAUGUUGAUGAUACUUAUCUCAGUUUAGUUGGUGGAUGUCUCUUAUGACUUUUGAUCUUCAGAUCUAUACAGUAUUAUGUUGUAUGGCGGCAUUUUUUAGUUCAUUUUGGUCGUUAGUCUGAAUGUUGCCCCUAUGGAUUAUUGUUGUUCCAGCAUGGAAUCUAUGGUCCUAACUAAUGAAGACAUUGCUUUAGGGCCUUUUGUCUCUCGCUGUCAAUUUUGGGAGACGCAGCUUCUAGGAGACCCGCGAGAAAGAAGUUUCCUCUCAGUAUCGUAAAGCGAUCUUUGUACGGCCUCCUCCACGUCAUCUGCCUCCAUCUGAUCAUGCCACGAAACAAGAUCACCAUGUUAAUUAGUGAAUAAGUACAGUAAUGAAUUUUUUUCAGCAAACAGUGAAACUUUCUCAGCCAAUUCAGUUACCUGGG